AAACCUGUUUCCUGCAAAUCUUGUUGCUGCAGCUUUCCGAACGUAUGCAACAGAAUAUAAGAUGCUGCUCAGAAACACUACCUCUGGAAAUGUCACGUGGGAAAAGAUCCCUGUUGGUACUGAGAUUGAAGGGAUGAAUAUCCUGGGACUGGUGCUGUUUGCUCUGGUUUUAGGAGUGGCACUGAAAAAGCUUGGCCAGGAAGGGGAAGAUCUGAUUCGCUUCUUUAAUUCAUUCAAUGAGGCAACUAUGGUCUUGGUUUCCUGGAUUAUGUGGUAUGUACCUAUUGGCAUUAUGUUCCUUGUUGGGAGCAAGAUUGUGGAAAUGGAAGAUAUUGUGCUUCUGGUGACUAGCCUGGGAAAAUACAUCUUCGCCUCUAUUCUGGGCCACUUCAUCCAUGGAGGAAUCAUUCUGCCGCUUAUUUAUUUUGCAUCCACACGUCAAAAUCCCUAUCGUUUUCUCUUAGGACUUAUCACACCACUUGCCACUGCUUUUGCCACUUGCUCCAGCUCAGCCACUCUCCCAUCGAUGAUCAAGUGUAUUGAGGAGAACAAUGGAGUCGACAAGAGGAUCAGCAGGUUUAUCCUUCCUAUCGGGGCGACUGUAAACAUGGAUGGAGCUGCUAUUUUUCAGUGCAUGGCAGCUGUGUUUAUUGCUCAGCUGAACAAUGUUGACCUCAACCCUGGGCAAAUCUUCACAAUUCUCGUGACAGCUACCGCAUCCAGCGUGGGUGCAGCUGGGGUCCCAGCUGGGGGAGUCCUCACCAUCGCUAUCAUCCUGGAGGCCAUUGGACUUCCGACCAACGAUCUCUCCUUGAUAUUAGCAGUGGACUGGAUUGUGGACCGAACCACCACAGUUGUGAAUGUGGAAGGGGAUGCCUUAGGAGCGGGCAUCCUCAAUUACCUGAAUGAAAAAGAAAAGAAAGACAAAGAGCAGGAGCUAAAGGAAGUCAACGUAGAAGCAGUUGCUAAUAGCAAGUCUGAAGAGGAAACAUCGCCUUUGGUAACCCACAAAAACCAAGUCUCCAACACAACCAGUACAGCAGACCCUGAAUCCAAGGAAUCAGUAUUGUGAACUAGAGGCCAUUCGUCAACACGUGUCCUAGAGGUGGACCGGGGACUUGUUAACGCACGUAGACAUUUGCAGUGCUAGCAAGAGCUGGAUGGCUCUUGAAAGUUUUCAAUUCCGGUCUGUUUUGAAAUACGCUGGCCUGGGGAAGGGGAGGGAGGUGGGGUGGGCAGAGAAGGGGUGUUGAGAAAGAACACUCGCUUUAUAAUAGUAUUUUGAUAACUCGUAUGUAUACAUGUGUAUGUGUGUUGCCUGGGCACACGCAUAUACAUGUAUGUGAAAACAAUGCCAUUGAGACUUCUGGUUUAACAAGACUUCUGUUAGUAAAGGCUCAUAUGGGUUGGAGGUGGGAAAGCAGACAAACCCAGUAUGUGCUUAUUGUAGGGAAAAAUUAGUAAGCUUAUUGUGCUGCUGUUCGAAUGGAGAUGCAGUCUAGAAACUCCAGAGUGGGUGAAAAUGUUGCUUAAAUUUAGUGUCUGCCCUGGAAACACUUACUGACCAUUACAGACAGGAUACGAAGCAACAUUUUUCUCCCACUCCCCUUUCUCUCCUGUUCUCUGAUCCCUUAAAAAGGUCAAAUAUAACCUGAAAACUAGCUUUUUUUUUUUUUUUUUUUCCUAAAUUUUGUUUCAUAUCUGAAUUAAUAGCUUGUAGGGAUCCAACCUUUGUUCCAUUCCCGCACUGCAAUGCAGCUUAUAGCAGCUUUCCUGCCUUUUGGUGAGUAACUCCCAAACUUUGGGACCAAGCAUAGGAGAUCUUUGUGCAGAUCAAGGACCGGUUUUCUCCUUUCCUCUAACCAAGCUGUUAAGGAAAAAAAAUCCAGAGGAAAUUUUGUUAAAGUAAUCCCUCUGGGGCUGAAAAAAAUGUAUCGUCUGUUCCAGCAUAAAUAUGUCUGAAGGAGGCUUGCCUGUGACAAUAUCAAGAAAUCAAGAAGUCAGUUUGCUUCAUGAAAACAUGCGUGCUCCUUUGCUAGCACGCCAUGUCCUGCUCAUGUUUAUUUAGUGGGUCAGUCCAAACAAGUUAAGUCAUAUCCCUCUUCCAGCAAAAUUGAACAGGGAAGGAGAAAAUCUGAACACACAUCAUGUGGGAACUGACAACAGGCAAGUCUGAGUGUUGACUUGAAAGGGAAAGUGAGUUUAUAAGCACUGUGUAGUUCAGUGAUUUCUGUAUGUUGGGACAGCUGCAUACCUGUUCCUGCUAGGAGUUUGGUCCUGAUGUAAAUGUCCUUCAGGCAGCAGCUUACAUUUAGUAACUCCGGGUGGUGCUGGGACAGGGUACUGCUUAGUGGCGGAUGGUAAACUUUGCUUGAGGCUGAGCCAAAUGCUUCUGGAUUCUGACUCCACCUUUUUUCCCUUUACAACAUACUUCCUGGAUUUGCACACCAAACCUGAACAAAGUCCGGCAAACUCAUUGCAAAGAUCCUGUUGAUUUAGCUUGGCUUUUUGGACAGCAAAUAAUUACAAAAUUAUGGCCGUGUGUAUGCCAAGAUUUGCCUGGACUUGUGACGCUUUCCCUUGGCUACUUUAGCAAGAUGAUUGCAUAUGGUCAGUCUCCACACUGUUAAUUCAGCAAUAUAUAUUUACACUUAGCUUUGAUAUAAAGUAAUGCUAAGUCUCCCUUUUUCUUUCUCCUCUCUUGCUUCAGAGGAAGCUAUCCUGGAAAGACAUCCAGUUGCUGAUGUUUAUGUUCAUGGCACUAGGAAGAGGCAGUUCCCAUUUCAUAGCAGCAGCAGCAACCUUCAUUUGCAAAGCAUCCAUCCUGGUAAAGGGACACAUGAAUUUUGCAAAAAGACGCUCAGAAUGAGAUGUGGCUACCUCUGAGGGAAAACACAGUGAGUGCGUCAUCACUGGCUGUUUAAUCAUGUGCAGCAGGGCUAUGCAAACAAUCAAAGCAGGAAAGGAUUAGUCAGCCCCCUGAGAAACUGCAGGUGAAGUUUCUUUUUAACCAGUUUAUUUAUAACCAUGUCCACAAAAUUUGGUCAUUCCUUGGCUCAUCUUCAAAAUGGAAGGAGACAAACACAAUUCUCUGGGGACAUCCUUUGCCCAGUAUUUAUUAUUUUAUUUUUAGCAGAUCAAGACCCACAGAAACUUUGCAUUUCCUCCCAUUAGAAUAACCCCAACUCCUUUCAACUCAGGAAACCAAAAGCGCACUUUGUAGCUGACAAUGAAAGUCAACAAAUACGAGGUGUUUUGGAAAAUGUUGGAGGUUUGAAAAAAUGGUUCUCAACAAAACUUUUUUUUUUUUUUUAAAAAGUCUUAAGUGUUUCUUUGAAAAUUCUGAAUGCACCAGAACCCCAAAUACUUUGAUUUUAAAACAGUAUAUGAUUGUUUCAAGGAAGCUGAAUAUCAUGACUGUUCCCUGUGGGCUUGUUUCUGUAGUUGCAUUUUAUCCCCCAUCAGACAUUUAGCUCCUCUGAUACUCUCCCUCUUCAUGACACAUUUCAGACUAGAACAUUUCUCAAUUUUUAUUUUUUUCACCCAAAGCUGUUGCCCACAUUUAAAAGUAUUCACCUGGGCAAGUCCAAAGUCUGGGCUUCCUCACAGGCAGCACCUUGCCAUUGCUGUAUUGAUCUUUCUUCCCUCUGUUGCUGCAGCUUGAUUGUGCCUCAUCCUUGUAUCAGUGUGUGGCUGUGGCAUAUUCCUUCUGACAGUAGGUCCCAUGAAAUGGUAAAUUAAAGCCAAUACCUCAGAGUCAUCUUAGUAUUUUCCAGUAGCAAUGUAGAAGCUCAAAGUCUGUACUGAAGAAUGCCUCUUCCAGUGCCCACUAGUGGAUUGCCACGUUUUGUAUCCAUUUGAAUGUCUAGUUCAUGUAAAGCUUGGUAGAGCAGUCAGAUUUAAGGAGGUCAAAUCAUUCUCAUGGCAGGAAUUGAACCAAGGAAAUGUAACACUCCUCCUGGAAACAGGUGCCAUAGGGUUUAUAUGAACUAUGAGUAUGUGGGUCUUAACCUGCCAGUAAUCUGUAAUCUUAACAGAAGCCCUACUUUAGAUUUACAAAGGUGCCAGUUCUUUUGUUGUUUGUGCACAGCAAGAGGAAUCCCAGAGUUUACCAUGGAAGCAGGAACACUGGGUAACUACUGCUUGUCAGAACAUCUUCUUGGUCUUUUCUGUAUCAUCUGUGUUAGAAAUUACAUUUCUUGUUUUCCUGUGAUGUUCCCAUUCCUUGUGAUGACCAUGCCGCAUCUUCUAGGGCUCUCCACCUGGCUUCAGAUUUUUUUUUCUUAAGGUAGAAAUGUAAAAGGUCCAAUAUUAUACUCUGACUGUAAAAAAUUUGACACGUUCCAACAACUGCCUUGUAACAACAUGAAUACUGAUUGAAAACCUGAUGAGAUAGAAGACUUGCCGUUUGUUUCAAGUGGUCAAAGUCUUCAGGUAAGGCCACUGGGAGAAAAAUGAAAGGGCUGUUGAAGAAUGUGCAGUUUAGAUGCUGUCCUUGAUCUGCAGUACAAUGUGUUACACUGGGAGCUCCCUAUUUCACGUCCCCAUGCAGCCUCACUCCAAAAAGGUUACGAGCUGAGAAGGUGCUCAGCAGCAGUGCAGAUGCAGCCAGUAGUACCUGCUCUGCUCUCACCCAGGCUCUCCACAAAUCUGGUGCUGGUGUGGUACUUAACUCCAAUAUCUCUUGACUGGACCUAUGUUUAUGUUCUCCCAACAUGACUGUAAAUUGGAAACCUUUAGUCAGUUGCUUUUUCUUUCAAGAGGAAAUAAAUUCCAUCUAGAAAACACCGUUUUUCUUUUUGGUUUUAGUCUUUUUUUUUUUUUUUUAGAAGGUACAAAUUCUCUCCUUGGGAAUGCAGGCUACAAACAACUUGUGUCCUACCCUCUGGUACAGCGAUUGCUUUUUGGGAGAAAGAUACGGAAAUAUGGAAGAGUCUGCAAGCCUUUGGCAUAUGCAAUCCCAUUUUGUCUCUGAUGCUAUUUAUUCUUCAACUUUUACCUUCUCUUUUCAGUGAAGUUUCUUUGACUGUUUUGGACCAUCUUUUAUUUCUUCUUCUCCAGGACUGACUUUCCACUCCAUGCUUUAUCCAUCACUGCCUGAUCUCAUCCCAUUUUCUGGAAUGCCCCAUGCUGUUUCUAUGUAUCAGUGGCUCAGGUAUAAAUGGGAGAGUGAACAAAGUUUUGAGGGUUCCAGCUAGUCCUUGGGAAAGUAGUUUGCAUUCUGCUUUGCUCCUGUCCUUAACUCACCUGAGGUUUGUGAGACUUAGGAAGUUACAGAAUUGCUCUGAGAGUGCGGAGCUGUAUCUAUCUCUCAUCCUGAGAAAGGCGCUUGUUCUGUGCUGUGACAUGUGGCUGUGGAUGCCUGAAAAGCUGUCGUGAGCAAUGGGGGGUGCCUGCACUUGGCUGCUAUUAGGUUAUUUCCAGUAAAGACCCAUUAUUCCCAGGAACUGAGCUUUCGCUGAGUGUUGGCUGGUGUGUUGGUAAUUGCACUACAAGAUCUGGUAAUCUUUAAACCCUUCUGGGGAUGUCUUUUGCAAUCAGGAUGGCUUUUGUGUUGAGAACAGACUAGGACCAAAUCUGGGGCUUCCCCUGCAGGGAUGUGACAAACAGGACUGUGUCCUUUGAACAUAACAGAAGUGUGGAGCCAGCCAAAGUACCAAAUUGGUUGGUGAAACAACCUCUGAUUUGUCUUUUCUGGGCAGCCCUGUUGCUGCCUGAAGAGACAAUGUCCUGAGCUGGAAGUGGCGAAAGGUUGGGAGGACAGUGUGAAGGGCGGGAAGGUUUCAUCUCUGCUUGCUCUGUUCCUAUACGCUUCCCUGGACAUUUGCUGUGGCUAAUGCCAGAGGUGGAUGUGAGCCAGUGUCACCGUUCUUAGACUCAUUCUCCUACGGUUCCUCCAUAUUUUACAGCAGGAAUAAUGGAAACUGAGGCAUUUUGGCUGUUCCUCUUUCAGUCAUAUCAAAGGCCUUGGUAUCUUUUUGACUGACCACCCUGCCAUAUGUUGUCAGUUAUGUCCUUGAGAGGUUGCAAAAGGUACAAAACCACCACCUCUUCUUGCAAAAAUGUGCAGGUCAACAGUCUGGGCUGAAUCUAGCCAAGCACAUUUCUGCAGCCACUGGAAAGCAUUGUCCUGUUGGAAAUCACCAUUUUUAAUCCUGACCCUCGACAGGCAGUGAGCAAUGGGCCUCAGAUAGGAAGUCAAAAGUCCAAAAGACAAACUCUCACUGAAGGAAAAAUGUCACAUCUUCAUUGAUUUUAACUGGGUCAUGGCAGUUCAUAAUCACUCACAGACCUGCCUGUAGUGACUGAUCCUGUGACUGAUGAACAGCACAGAAUUAGGCAGGCCACAUAAAUCCUCUGCCUGUGCUUCCUUUUCUGUAAAUUAAGUUUACAGAUACUUACCUGUCUCUCUCAGGCAUUAGUGUGGAGGAUAGUGAGUUGCAGUGUGUGGAAAGCAGUCUGAGGACACAGAGCACUAAAUAUUAAAUAAGAAUAAAUUUUUCAAAAAUCUGAAAGGAAUCAAAUGAAGUAUGCAUCAUGAAGUCAGAGUUGCAUUGUGCUAGAGUAUGAACAGCUGUGUGAUGGAAAGGAGAUCCAGUGUCUGCAUUUGCUGGGCUCAUUCAGGGGAAACGGGGGAGCUGGUAUCGGUGUGAGUUGCACUUCAAAAAAUGGAUGUGAUGUAAUCGUGGGGAGCACAGUGUCCUGUCAUAUCUGUCUCUUUCCAUCUCCAUCCACCUGGCAUUCCAUGAAAGCUUAGGUUCAGGUGAAUGAACAGCUCUCACUGUGGAGUCAACAUCUAAAUUAGGAGUCUUGACAGCUUGGUUUCUGUCUAGUUUCAAUGGAAGAAAGAGCUUUUCAACUAAGAGAAGAAGUUGUCUUGUUGGCAGUAUGGGUGAGAAAGGUGGAGAAAAAGGAAGAGUGGGAGGAUUGCAGGGGGAGCAUCACAGAAGACAGGCUAAGCAAGUGGAUAUAAAGAAGCUAAGACCUGAAGGAAGCAUCUUUUUCUUGGUGUUUUGCUACAGAUAGCAUCAAAAAGCCUGCAGGCAUUUUUCCGGCAUGCAGUUGAGAUGAUGCAAAUCUCUGCCUGCUGACUGGCCAGGAUUUGCAGGGAGAGGCGCUGCCGAGUGCUGAUGUUUCUGAAGCACAUCGUCACUGAGCAACAGUGCAGCGUGCACUGUGCCAGCACAGAGCUCUGAUAAGCUGCUUCUGGCUGCUAGCCACGACCACAGAGAAAUAACGGUACAGUUCUGGAUCAGAGAUUGACCCACAUUCCUCCUUGCAGGAUAGCUAGGACAAAUGCUCCUCAGAUAAAUGGGUGGUAGCCAUUAUUCUCCAAGGACAAAGAAGACCUUGUUAUCUGUGCGAGCAUUUUGAUGAAAGCCGUGUUCACUUGCUGCUUCAGUUUCAGGGAGGAGGGAAGAGGGCAUGACAAAUGAUUUGAAACUUUUUCCAGAUGUUGGACAACACGUUGAGACAGUUGCCACUGAAUAUUUUAAGUAUGACAAGAAGUGAUCAAGAGCUUUAUUUGGCUCCCAUAGCUCUCUGUCUUCACAUCUGAGCACUGGUUUAGGAAGUUAACGUUACACGGUAUUCAUUCUCUGCAUGGGGUCUUUACAGACAUUUGUGACCAGCAGGCCCCAUUUCACAGCUGCAGAAGUGAGUGCACGUGGAAAAAGGUGAAAGAGUGCUUUCUUAAGUCAUGUGAAGAGUUCUCAAGCAGACUACAAGCAGAUCUUGAAUCCUGAAGCAGAGUUCAUUGCUAGCUGACAUCUAUCACCUCCCUAAAAACCAUCUGGGGGUUUAUAAAUAUAUUUGAGUAUUGAUAGUAGAAAUAGCCUAUUAGUGCAGGAUGAUCACUUCUCUUUUUGGAGGGAUGGAAGGGGAGAAGUGUAGACACAGAAGAGUUAUCUUCCCUCUAGGAUGGACUUUUUAAUAGAAAAGGAAAGAAGAAAAAUCUCUUUCAUUCAGGAGUUCAUGAUACAGUUACUUAACAAAUUCUAUUUCGGUGUCAGCAGAUACCCUCAACAGCUAUGAAAUCUCAUUUGGAUUUAACCACUGAUCUUGGUGCCAGCAAGAGGUGAGGACUGUGGACGUUCCAGCACACCAACUGCUCUUACUUGAAGUCCUGCUCAAGAAACAUUUAUACCUGUCUUUCCCAAGGCCACAGAUGCUGUUUGCUAGGCAAGCAGGCUUACUGACAGGAACCAAAGUGAGACAAUGAAAUUUGAGCCAACCCUAUUGUAAUGCAAAGUUUAUGGUGUGGUUUUAAGCCACAGAGACCAAGAAAUUUGGUAUUAGAUGUUCCUUAGGAUAGCUUUGGUUUGCUCCUUCUGAUAACAACACUGAGAAAAUAAAUACCCUUCUUUUGCAAGCAUGUAUUUAGUAUCUGAAGCUAAACUGCAUAUGGCAUGUCAGUGCAACUUAAGUUAAUUGCAGUUACACGUUGCAGAAAGACCUUCUCAAGGGAAAUCUUCUCUGAAGGAAACUGUUUACACAUGCCUGAAUCCCCCUGGAUUACAUUCCCACAGAAAGAAUUGUGUUUAACCAUAAAAAAAUACUCAAAAUAUUAACUGGUUUGGAUUGUAGCUUUUUUAAGAACCAGAAGGAUUGCUACAAAAUGGAUGGGCCAGGGCCUUCGCUGGUGUGAAUUAGUGUAAUUUCCUGAGCUUUCAGUUGCCUGUGGACUUCUGAUGGAGGUGAUACCUCCUGAGCAGCAUAGGGGUUUGGUCUGGUCCUCUUAAGAUGAUCAUGUUCAGUAAAGCAGUAGUAAAAGAACAUUUCUAAAACUUGUUGUCUGUAACUAGAGGCAUUUUACAUGCUCACAGUAAUCUUAUAACAUGGUGCCUCCCACAAGAAAAAUGUGUUUUCUAGAUGGUCAGUGUUGAUGCAGAAGCAAAGCUUCCUAAUUUUUUGAUCGGUUUUCCUUCUCUGUACCCUUCUUGCAGUGUCUUCUGUGGUCCUUGGAGUCUGCCCAGACCCCAGCAGGACCAGGUUCCUAUAGUGUAUAGAUGACAUUUAAAGAUAUUUAUAGUCCCAUGUGAGGACAUAGACUAUCUCACAUCCUGUUGCGAGGGGACAAAAAUGUAGCUUCAACUUUGGAGGAGGGGCUGGGCUGAAGAACACCCUACUUCAUUAAGGCAAUACCUUAAUAAUGACUUUUUACACUUAAGUAAGUCAAGUAAUUUUGACCAAGCUAGCCCAGCCCGGCUGCCUUCCUGCUCUGCCCCACAGUAGAUGCUCUGUGACAUUACUUCCCUGAAGACCAGUGUGGAGGUAAUGUGUUUGCCAUCCCUGAAUAUUCCAAUCUUUUAAUAAUAUAGUGUUAUUUAGACUUUCUUUGUUACUAUCCUGGCUACGCUUUGGUAAGGACAUGCACACAGCAUGUGCUGUAUGAGAUGGAGACCAUGUGUAGGACUACAGCUAGCUGAGCGUACCUCUGCUAAUGGGAGGUGACCCUCUUUUUCCAAAUUGCUUCUUGGUUAUUAUAGCAAUCUGAGACUUGACUCACUCACGCUUUGUGAGGGUGAAGAUUUUGAUUAGAUUUUAAUUAAUGCCUCUAGAUUCAGGGACAGCAGGACCACACCUAAGACAUGAGGAGUCUCAUUCUCCAGCAGAGGUAUGCAAUCUGCCUUAUUAUCCUUAAAGGUGCCUUGUCCUGGUUCCCUUCAGGAAAAAUUCCAAGUUGCUGUUUGGCUUUCAAAUAUAACUAUGCACCAAAGGUAAGAGACUCCAUUAUCCCUGGAGACAGGAGGGAAAACGUGAUGUCCUGGUGUGAGACAGGGAAAGUGAGUUUCUUUCUUUAUCCUGUAAGCUCUCUGUCAGCAGUCCUGCCUCUGAUGUGUGUAUGCGUGUGUGUGCUUUUAUUUCGACAUGAACACAGAUUGCUCUAAUUAGGAGGGAGGAUUCUUGUAUUUUUGUAUGUUAAGCCAUUCAAUUAAUUACUUUAAUAAAAUGACAGACAGAUGAACUCUGAAAUUCACUGCCAUCUGCUCCAGUACAAUCCAGUAUCACUGAUACAAAGAUAUCUGCCUUCAGAUAAAACCUAGUGCUUAGAGUAACCACUCCAUUGAGUAAGUACUUGUGCCAUGUGGGUGUGUCAAUCCUUGUGAACAUCUGUAAUUGUUCCUCUUUUAAAGCUAUGGAUCUGAUCCAUGUGACUCUGUAUCAUCCUUUUUAUUAUCUACCAAGAACAGAUGUACGUGUACAUAUGCAAAAAAAAGACCAUAUUGCUGUGUCUGGGGGUGUGUGACCCUGUGGUAGAUAUUACAGAUGUUUAUUGUGUAGUGCACCCUUCAGCGUAAAAACUCUCCCUGCCUGCUGGGGGAGAAAACAGUCCUGUGGUUCAGGUUGAAGAUGGUUUGUUGUAUUAGGAGGGUGACACAAUAGGAUGCUCUCUUUUUCCCUUCCAUCAUGGAAAUGUAUAUUUGUUCUCUCUUUGUGUAGCUUCUCAAUCUGAAAUAAAAAUCACCCUGAAUAGA
Messenger RNA from Athene cunicularia (burrowing owl), 10478 nucleotides. It is a transcript of the gene SLC1A4, whose product is annotated as solute carrier family 1 member 4. The record is from RefSeq and is a predicted model, not a curated record. Gene Ontology annotation, molecular function: L-aspartate transmembrane transporter activity; L-threonine transmembrane transporter activity; L-serine transmembrane transporter activity. The transcript is spliced from 7 exons. Gene Ontology annotation, cellular component: plasma membrane. Lineage: Eukaryota; Metazoa; Chordata; Aves; Strigiformes; Strigidae. Gene Ontology annotation, biological process: L-glutamate transmembrane transport; L-serine transport. Bases 62 to 1072 code for a protein of 336 amino acids.